AUGGCGGCAUCGCCAUCGACUGGAGAGGGAGAAGCUAUCUCCGUGGUCACCCCCUCCGCUGCAGACGACCCUGCACUUGCACCGUCGUCGACGGCUGCCCUUGGCGGACCCUCCUCCUCCACCGCGGACGUCACUGCAACGCAUGAGCUGGCGGAUGGGCGCAACCUGGUAGAUCUUGUGAGCUACCUGCGACUACUCUUCGAUAGUGACGUACCGGAGCGAGCGAAGCUGCAGGCAUUUGGGAAAAGCCUUGUGCGUCUGUUGAUGGUGCGUUGCUGCUCGACGAUUAUAGCCUCCCUCCAGCACGUUGUACACCACACGUACGCCGGCACCACCACCGCUGAGGAGGACGACGCAGGGGCGGCGCUGUCAGCGCUUUUCGUUCAGCUUGCCAAGGAGAUCGACGUAGCCACGAGGGCGCUCCUAGGCUGUGUUCAGCUCGUCACCGCCAGCGCCGUCUCAUCAGACGCGGCCAGUACCCGCUUCCCUGUGCAACUAUGUGUCGAUGUGGUGAAGCAGACCCGCCGCGCCCAGGCAUACCUUCAGUCGCGCGUAGAGAGAGAGGAGCUGCGCCAGCUGCGUGCGUUCGUCAUGUCUUCCGGUAGCGCAGCGAGGUGGGUAGAGGAAUCAUUGGAGGAUGUAGACGCGGCGCAGGGCACCAUUGAGGGGAAAUCACGAGAUCACAUCGCGGCGCACGUACAGCGCCGCGUUGAAGUUCUGCGACAGCAGUGGGGCCCAUCGCUGGUGCACAGCGUCGGUAACAUCGGCGACGUAAUCGAGCCAUCUGUAAAGUUCCUGGCGUCGGUGGCCGCCGUCCGUGCUGAGGGGGCACCGGCACCGCUUGUGGCACUCAAGAAGGACGCCGCCCAAGAUCUCUUUUCCCUCUGCGAGCCCUUGACGACGGCAGCAGCGACUGGUGGGCAGGCCGGUCUCUCCAAGUCACUCUCAACAGAUAACUUGGCAGCUGUCGAGGAGACGCCCGUUAGUGGGAGCAGCGGUACUCCACUGACGUGGCGAGCGGCGGCGGGUGAGGUGCUCACCCAUCUCGGUAGCAGCUUCUCUGCCGACUACCUCGCUGCCGUGGCGGGGUGCUGUGGGGACAGCAACGAGGGCCAAUUGCUGGCAACUCGCCUGCUCACUGACAUGUUACAGCGUGUCGCUGCACAUGAUUUGCCGCUGCUACAGUGCGUUCUGCAGAACAGUCGAUGGUACCGCGCCUUGUACAAUGGCAUCCUCAACUGCGUUGCCUCGAUCCAGCCGGCGGUGUUGGCUGCCGGACUGGACGCGCUUAGGCUGCUAACCACCACCUGCCCAGAGGAAGUUGGACAGGAGGUGGGCUUUCUCUACAGCAACGUUGUGCUGCGUCUGCUGGAGUCCCCGAACAGUCCGCACUACGUGAAGCGCACCAUUGUGCUUCAUUUUAUCACCACCUUUAUGGGCAACAGCAGCACUCUCUCCGCCGGCGGCAGCCGCAGCGCCAUUCCCCUCACUCUUCACAUGUACCGUCUGUACGACCUCAAUGUACACGCCCAUCAGCUUAACUUCAUCCAGCAGCUCACUAGCGCCCUCUCCCGCAUCGUCCGGGCCGCACCCAAGGAGGAGUUUACGCAGGACGCCGUCGUGCAGGAGCAGCUGCGCCUCCAGCAAGAGGCGGCAGUGGCACUUGCUUCGGCGGUCACAACUCAGCUGGACAGGACGCAGCAUCGUCCUGGAGUGGUUAACGGCACCACCCCCUCGGAAUCAUUCUCGUCUCCCGGGGCUGCCCUCAACCUGGCCUCGCUCUCCCUCCCUGCCAUGGCACUGCAUGGCCUCGUUCGGAUCGUCGAACUCCUGAUGACGCAGACGCCGCCCGAGGAGGAGAGUGGCAGAGAUGUGCUCGCCGAGCUGCCUGUGAUGACAUGUCGUGAAUCGAAGCUCAAGGAGCAACAGGAGGUCGACCGAUUCAACGACUCUCCCAAAAAGGCAAUCUACAAACUCUUCAGCGUAAGCGCAGAAGAGAACGCGAUUCCCGACUCGCACGCCGACUUCAGCAGUCAGUGGGAGCACACGCUGCUCCCCCCGCUUCCAUCCGCUGCCUCAGCACAGAAGGUGGAGGCCGUCGCUGACUUUCUCACUCAGAUUAGCUCCCUUAACCCCGAGGCGGUAGCCGAGUUUCUGACGACGCCAGAAGUGUUCCCACUGCACGUCUGCGCGGCCUACCUGCGGCGUCUGCCACUGGCCGGGUGCAGUGUACUAGAGGCCAUCAGUGAGCUUCUCAUGCGGGUCCACUUGCCCAAGGAGGGGCAGCGCAUCGAGCGGCUGCUCGAGUACUUCUCCGCCGCCUACUACGAGGCAAACCGCGGACACGGUAUUAACACCGACGUCUUCCCGUUUAAGAGCGACACGGCGGUAUUCAUUGUUGUGGUCGCCACGGUGAUGCUCAACACCAACAUUCAUAACCCGUCCGCAGGGAUGCGGCUGGAUGUGAAGGCAUUCCGCGGCCAGCUGCACCGUUGCAACGAAGACGAGAGCUUCGCUGACAACUUCGUGGACGACAUCUUCUACCGCAUUAGUAGGCGCCCGCUCGAGAGCAUCAAGAGAAUUGCCAUCGACGCGACCGCGAGCACUGAAGGCGCCAGCCGCGGCUCCUUCGACAUAUUCUUUGUAUCACAGGAGGAGAAGCGGCAGCUGGCGUUUGGUGUGGAGCAGCAGCGCAUGGUGAGCGAGACACGGCAACUGCUGAAGCUCCGCACCCAGCAGGAUCCACCCGCACCGGCCCCGGACGGGUGGUGGUAUGCCGUAGCUAAGGACUUCCUCCUCAGCAUCUGGUCCUCAGUAUGUGCUGUCUUCGGCCCUGCCAUGUACGAGGGUGCCACGUCCGCGCCGUCGGAUGUCCUGUUGCAGUGUGUGCGAGGGCUGCAGUCGCUGCUGUGCACGGCAGCCGCGUUCGACCUACCAACGGAGUGCACUGUUACGUUGCUCACGCUGCUGCGCAUGGCGGAUGCGACGCCGGUGCGGGCGCAUUGCCUGCGGGCGGUGUUGGCGGUGGCCGCCACGACGUAUGCCAUCAACUUUCCGGUACGGUGCUGGGUGGCGGUGUAUCAGCUCAUUCUGGAGGUGCGCUGCACUGCGGCGGGGACGGCUCCGCCCCUCACCGAAGAUGUCUUCACUCGGAUCGAGGCCAUCACGCGCCUCAGCGUCGAGGCUGAAGGGAGAAGGGCGGCUGACGCCUCACUGCCGAAGACGGACCGACCCACGGAAGCAAUCCAUCGCGCCAUAGAGGGAAUCAUGACCACCAUCAGCGGCUACGCGGUCGGCGAUGUGGCGAAUCUUUCCUCCGCACUGGCGGUGCUGCGUCGGGUUCUGGAGUACACGCGCAUUGUCCACCUCAAGCGCACAGCGGACGUUGUUUACUUCGUGAAUGUGCGCGACUUCACGGCGGUGGUGGUACCGGCCUACGUAGGGCUCAUGCAGAAGCACAGCUCCAGCGACGACGGACUGCAGGUGCUCUGUGAGUCCUUGGUGGACUUGCUGUGCACGAUGUGGGCCUCUUACUCGACGUGCCGAGUCACGGUCUCGGCACCGGCAACGGAGACGGGGAAGGCCGAGACAACGGCGACGCUGACGGUGGAUACUGCCCCAGCUGGAUUUGUGCAAAGUUUCCGCUGCCUGCGCAGCAUCUACGAAGUCACCCUCGCAUCCGCCUCUGACGGGUCGGCGACGCUUCUGCAGAUGCACAUACUGCAGGCCGUAAAGGAAGUGCUGUCACGCACCGUUCGCGCGGCGGAGGUGACGUCUGCCGACCAGCAUCUCUCCCUUUACACGAUGAUGGCGUCGUGGCAAGAGGUGCUGUAUCCACUCGCCAUGGCGUUAUGCGACCGUAGCAGCACUGCCAUCGAGGCGGGCAGUCUCGCCUUGUUGGUGCUGCGCAAGCUGGUCGCUCUCUGUGGCGGCACCGGGACCGCCUCCUCUGAUCAACUUCCAGGGUUGGUGCGUGCUACACUUCUAUGGUUGCUGGCCCAGCUAGCCUACAUGGGCGGCAUGUGCGGGGACACGGACAGCGCUCAAGUGUGUGUAGCGCUGCUGAGCAGUAUUUGCACUUCCACAGUGGCGAUGUCCGCGACAGCUGUGUCAUCAUCGUCGCCCGGGAGUAGUCCGGGUGGUCCGGCCUCGCCGGUAAUCGCCGUGGAGGACCCGAGCACCUUUGCGCGGCGGAUGGAGCAGCGCAAUGCGCUAACACAGCAAGUGGUGGCAUCGAUUGAAGAGAACCCGCACUACGUCGUCCACAGCACGCUAGCGCGGCUGUGUUUGCUUCUACGGUGCGAGCGGGAGCAAACGCGGGCAGAGGUGGUGCGUCAGCUGCGCACUCUCUCGCUGCAGCUGCGGCCGGCGCAGCUGUGUCCUAUGGUGCUGGACUUGGCGGAGGUUGUGUUAGAGGGCACCAUCGGGUAUGCUGCGCACCACCACACGACGCCCAUCACACACUCCAGCCUCACCCCGUUUCUCUUUUUCGAGCUUCCGGUACCGGCGUCGUUGCGGCGGUGCUUUCGGACGUCGUUCCGGACCACUGUACCCUCCGUGCUCGGGUUCCUUGCCAAUGAGCUGCUCACCGGUCUCAGUGGGGACGAUCUGGCCACAGCUGCUGAGUCGGUCAUGCGGCGCUGCCUCCUGCCAAUUUUCCUCAGCCCCAAUAGUUCCUAUCAAUGCCGCUUCCUCGCCGUCCGCUCCCUCUCCCAGUGCGUCGCCGUCUGCCUGCCACAGAACAACGAGGCGCCGCUCCCGAAGCUGGCGCAGUGUGUGCUGGACUGCCUAGCGAUGGCACUGUACGCCGUGCGCGUCCCACUCACUGCCGUGAUGUCGCCCGACUCCAGCUUUGUGGGUCGACGCUGGCUGGACCAGCCAACGACCAGCGCUGGGUCAGGGUGGGCGGUUUACUGCGCUCAAGCUGCCUACACGAUGGAGCUGAUGGACCGGGCAGAGCCGCCGUGGCUCAUGCGUGGGGCAGCGGCGGAAGCGGCGCUGAGUACAUUCGGACCACUGCCGACAGAGGAGCUGAAUGGCGUGGCUGCCACCCAGACAGCGAGUCGCAGUGACUGCGCCGCUAGCGAGGAGGCGCGUCGUACCGGCGGCACCGCCCUUUUCUCGGACGAUCUUCUCAUCGAGUAUGUAAAUCUGCUCGCCCAGGUCUUAGCUGGGGUGCCCAAAGAGCUGCAAGGUGUGGUGUCGAGCGCCGCCACUGCUACUGGCAGCACCGCGCCGUCGGCCAGUGCAGCGGAGGUAGCUGGAGCAAGCACAGACGACUGGGAGUUGCCCCGAGCCUCUGCAAUGGUGCUGCUGCAGUUAAGCCUUCAGGCGGCCGGCACGCUCUUCGCUGUGUUGUGGCGCAUCAACCACCCGCACGAAGUGGAGCAGUACGCGCUGCAGUCUGUAGAGAUGAGACGGGAGGCACAGGCACUCACCAGAAACAGCGGGCUGCUGCCGCACGCGGCGAUACGCAACGUUCUACAGUGUUACCUGGAGUUGGCCAUGCUGUCCACUGAGUACCCUUCUGGUGAGCUGCUGACGGUCACCACCGACAUAAUCGAGGGAAUUCGACAGGUGCAGGCCGCCACCCACGCCGCCGCGCCGUCGCCCCCGAAGCCAUCCGUUGCCGUCGGUGGCGGUACCGGGGCCGCCACGGAAGCGACAGGCGAGUCCUCACUCGCUGCCGACACCGCCUCGCUCCAGCGACUGUCGCCGCAAGAGCAGCAGCAUGUCCGCACCUGCAACUCAGGCAUGUACCAGCAACUGGCCUUUGUCCUGGGGUAUCUCGUGCGGCUGCUGACUGGGCCACCCACGUUGACGGCGCCGGUGGCGGGUUGGGCGAGACGGCAGGAGGCUUUCAAGGCAAUGGCGCUGCACCCACAAUUUUUCGCUUCGUUGGUCUCGCUGCUGACGCCGACGGCCGGCACGCUGGUCAUCACAGUGCGCGACUACUUCACGUGGUACAUCGCUCACGCGCAACCGCUGCAACAGGCAAGCGGAAUCUCCGGGACUGUGGCGGGUAGAGGCAGCGCUGCCGGUUCGGGUGAGGUCGUCCCAACCUCGGCUGCGCAGAACGACGAGGUCGGUGCGCCAUCUGCGAAGGUGACAGUCGUGAACGGCACGCACGACGGCAACGGCCGCGCUCUCAGCAACUACGAUAUCAAAGGGAGCUGA
Messenger RNA from Leishmania braziliensis MHOM/BR/75/M2904, 6177 nucleotides. RefSeq lists its product as hypothetical. The transcript has a single exon. The coding region runs from base 1 to 6177 and encodes 2058 amino acids. Gene Ontology annotation, biological process: regulation of ARF protein signal transduction. NCBI's taxonomy places the organism in Eukaryota, Euglenozoa, Kinetoplastea, Trypanosomatida, Trypanosomatidae. The record is from RefSeq and is a predicted model, not a curated record. Gene Ontology annotation, molecular function: guanyl-nucleotide exchange factor activity.